UUUGACGUUUGUUUGUUGACAUUUGCUUGUUUAAUUUUCUUGAUCACAUCGUUCUUGUUUUUACCAAAAUGCCUUCAAAUAUAAAUAUUAUUUUGUUUAUUGUGAAAAUAUAUUUUACAACCAUCCAAAAGUAUGCUUGCGCUGAAAGCAUUUCCGUUUACCGUGCAAGAAGUGAGUUUUUAUUGAAUAUGAUGUGGUUUUGCUUGAAUCAACAAUGGAUGAUAUUAACAAUUUUGGAGAAACCGCAUACUAAAAUGCGUUGGAAACUGAAUCGGAGGGGUAUGUUUUGGGAGAUUGAUUGACAAUGUAAUGGGGAGGAGUUCUUUAGGAACAAUUUUCGCAUGAAGCGCAGUAGCUUCAACAAACUAUGCGGCCUUCUUUCAUGUUUGGAAAGGAAAGAUACAAAUUUUAGGAAAGCCAUUAGCCUUGAGAAGCGGGUAGCCAUUGCUCUGUAUGCCCUGGGAUCAUCUUCUGAGUACCGCAGUGUGGGUAAUAUGUUCGGAAUUGCAAAAUCGACUGUAUGCUUAAUCGUGUUAGAGUUUUGCAAGCAAGCAUGGAUUGUAUUACAUCCUGUUUACCUUAAUCACUUCCCUCUCAGUAGAGAAAAGAUACGAGAGUGCAUGUCUGGGUUCAACCAAAUUGGGUUUCCUCAAUGCAUUGGUGCAAUUGAUGGUUGUCACAUAGAAAUACAUCCAAAACAUGAUGGAGCCGUUCAACUUCAAUUACAAAGGAUAUCGUUUUCUUUAUAUUAAUGGUGGUAGUCCAGGAAAAUGCAACGACUCAUUCAUUUACGAGAGGUCAUUAUUAAAGCAAGAGCUGCAUAACUGUGCUUUGCUUAAUAAAAUGAGUAUUCAAUUGGAGUCAGUAAACAUUCCGGUGUUAAUACUAGGAGAUUCUGCAUUUCGCUUAUCGCCAAACUUAAUGAAACCUUUUCCGUUUAGUCUUAACAACACCUCUGCACAAAAAAAUUCAACUAUCAACUGUCUAAAUGUCGCAGGAUUCCGCAGGGUUGGUAAAGGAAUUGAUAACAACAUCCAGAAUGCGAAUGCAGUUAUAAAGGCAUGCUGCACGUUACACAACUUUUUAAUUGAGGAGAAAGAUGACAUGCCUACAAUUUGGUUAAGCGAGCAAACAAAUAUGGGCCGAAAUACAAAUUAUCCAAAUCACUCAACAAAUUUGAUGCACAAUAGACAUGAAGCCGAAGAUAUAAUAAACGCUCUCAGUAUACAUUUUGCAAUUUUUUCGUUAACUGCCAAGUUCUCAUGGACUGCUUGCUUAAAAUCCUUGCCGAACUCCCCAUACAUUGUCAGCGGCGAGGGCGGCGCCAGUUCAGUGGAGGAUAGGGGAGAGGCUGACGCGAGUUCUUCAGUCCAUGACGAAGAUGACGGCUCUGGCACCCUUAACGGUGCGGAUUCAUUUGUUUCCUGUGAAUUGCCUGAAACAUAG
Molecule: messenger RNA, 1446 nt
Organism: Rhagoletis zephyria (snowberry fruit fly)
Lineage: Eukaryota; Metazoa; Arthropoda; Insecta; Diptera; Tephritidae
Source: RefSeq, a predicted model, not a curated record